Molecule: messenger RNA, 2944 nt
Organism: Medicago truncatula (barrel medic)
Lineage: Eukaryota; Viridiplantae; Streptophyta; Magnoliopsida; Fabales; Fabaceae
Product: AT-rich interactive domain-containing protein 2
Exons: 7
Coding region: 949-2691 (580 amino acids)
Molecular function (GO): DNA binding
Source: RefSeq, a predicted model, not a curated record
ACUUGCAAAUACCAAUCUGAAAUUGAAAAAUGUGAAUUCAUUUGUGGGUCGGUAUGUGUGUUAGGAAUGAAAAAUGUAAAUUUAUAUCUGCUCAAACAAUGUGGAAAAAUAGUCAACGAACUCCUCAAGAAACGAAAGCAUAAGGCCUAGGGCAAGCACUUUUGUGGCUUUAGAAUUUCAAUUUUACUCUGACGGUGGAAUUAGAUAGCAAGCUAGAAUUGAGUGCAAGUUUAAAUGCUUGCUGAAAUGUUUUUCCCCCUCUGAAUUUCUAAUGUUUUUGUAAUUGGGUUGUUGUGAAUCAGGAGGAUGAUGAGUGAUUACAAGGUGGAAAUGAUCAAUAAUGCCACGCAACAGUUUUUUGUUGAAUUCCAUCGACCUAAGUUACACACAGUCCUUAUCAAGAAGGCAUAUGGAAGAUAAGAGUGGAGCUACCUGAUGCUUAUCCUUAUAAGUCUGCUUCUAUUGUUUUUGUCAACAAAAUUUACCAUCCUAAUGUUGGUGAAAUGUCUGGUUCAGUUUGUUUAGAAGUUAUUAACCAGACUUGGAGUCCCAUGUUUGAUCUUGUUAAUGCAUUAGAUCCAUUGAAUGGUGAAGCUGCUUCCUUGAUGAUGCGAGAUUGUGCUGCAUAUGAACAAAAAGUUAAAGGUCCUUGUCAAGGUGUCUGGAAGACAAGAGUGGAGGAGCUAGUCUCCUUCAAUUGGUUUUGUCAACAAAAGUUAUUAUCCUAAUGUUGAUGAAAUGUUUCAACUUUGAUCUUGUGAUUAAUUGUACCUAUCUCUUCAUACUGCCAGGAAACCCUUCAUUUCCUUGAUGUCACCGCCAUUUUUGUGAUGUUCUGUGUUUGUACAAUCAACAUAAACCAAAGGGCAAGCUAGGUUCUUCUUUGGCUCCUUUAUUUUUGUUAUAAAAUUCAAAACAUAUCUAGUAUAGAAGUAGAGUCAAAAGUUCAUGGCAAACGGGUCAUCCCUUGAUCGGCCUGAAGCUGAAACUUUUACUGAAUUUCAUAAAAAUGGCGGUUGUCUUGUCGAGGGUCGUGUUGAUAGUGCUGAUCAUGACAAUGACAAGGCUAAACAAAAAUCUUUGUUUUUUCAACUUUUUUCGGCUUACCUAAAGGAGAAUUGUAGUAGAGGCAAUGUGAGGCCAGUGCCGGUCAUGCUCGGUGAGGGUCAAUUGCUUGAUUUAUAUCAAUUGUUUGCCCUUGUGAAGGAAAAAGGCGGGUAUGAUGCGGUAUCGAGAAAAGGGUUGUGGAAUUCUGUGAUAGUUGAACUGGGUUUGGACCUUCGUAUUCUAGCUUCAGUGAAAUUAGUUUUUGACAAAUAUCUGAAUGAUUUCGAAGGUUGGCUCAGGAAAUCUUUCGAAGAGAAGAGUUUAAAAAAUGGGAAUGAUGGGUUGAACUCAUUGCCAAUAGAUCUAGAAAAAGAGUUUCAAAACCUUUUUUGCUCAAAUCUGAAGGACAAAGAUGAUGAUUUUGUCCCGUUAGAAUCGAGUAACAUCAUAAAGCACAUUGAUUUGGUUAACCAGAAGAGUGAUGGUUAUUUAUUGGACACUAAAAACCAAAAUAACAAAUGUGACGGUGUCCAAAAUGUUAACAGUUAUGGUAAUGGCGGCGACGAUGAAAAAUUAGGCACUGGUGUUAAGGAUGUUAUGACCGCCUCUUGUGUUGAAACUGAGAAGGAAUUUAAUUCUCGCAAACGUAAUCGGGAAUCGCCUGUAGCUCAACCAUUAACAGAACCAUCAAAGGGGAAGGAGUAUAAAGGAGACCAGGACAUUUUUGUUCAGAUGCUGCGGGCACGAGAUGUUCUGUCGGUCAGAAAGCAUGCAGAACCAAACCGUGGAUCAUCAUCCAAGAAGGUGAAGAUGAAUCCUGCCAAGUAUGAGGAUCUGAGACGUAGUAAAAGGCUGUCUGUUGCAAAGUUGCACGGUAUGGAAUCAGAAAAAAUUCCGAUGGAGAAAACAACUAGCAAACCAGAUGUCAUGAUCAAGAAGAAAAAAUCAACUUCCAAAGCAGCUGUGACAAAAAAGAAAAUAUCAACUGCCAAAGCAGCUGUGACUGAAGAGAAAAAAUAUGACCCAUUUAGUGAUGAUUCUCGUGAUGUUUCUGUUGGUCCUCUUUUCCAAGUGGAAGUCCCACAAUGGACUGGUAUAGUUUAUGGGAGUGACUCUAAAUCUUUAGGCACACAAGUAUGGCCUGUUAAAGAUGAUUCAAGACCUACCACAGAAACAGAUCUUAUUGGUAGAGGAAGACAAGGAAAGUGUAGCUGCAAUGUUCAAGGUUCAGUUGACUGUGUAAGAUUGCAUAUUGCUGCAAACAGGAUGAAGCUGAAGUUUGAAUUAGGUUCGGCAUUUUACCAUUGGGGAUUUGAUAAAAUGGGCGAGGAAGUUUCACUUCAAUGGACAGGUGAUGAAGAAAAGAGAUUUAAGGAUAUAAUGAGUCUAAAAAUCCCCUCCCAAAACAAGUCUUUUUGGAACAAUCCAUCCAGUUACUUUCAAAAGAGGACAAGAAAAGACAUGGUGAGUUAUUACUUCAAUGUAUAUCUUAUUCAACUAAGAAGUUAUCAGAAUCGAGUGACUUCGGAGACUGUUGACAGUGAUGAUGACGAAAUCGAAUUUGAAUCUUUUGGUGAUGGUUUCGGGAGGAAAGCUAUCAAGCGUCCAUCAAUUGAAUUCAAGGAGUGCUCAGAGAACAAGUAAUGCUUUGAUUUUAAGUAGACAAAACAGUCUGAUAAGCCGCCAUUUGAGGAAGAAAUUGGAGAAGCUGCAAUUAAUUGUCUUACGUGAUUCUGUUUAUGCUGUAAAACUUUGUUUUCACUUUUCGACUACAUUUGUGCUGUAACCCUAGCCGUUUAGUCGGAGCGCUUUGAAGUGUAUGGUUUUAUUUAGACAUUUGUAAGUUAAAAUUAAAUAGUUUAUUUGUGGCAGGUCUUUGACUUUGGAAUAGUUUUUA